Molecule: messenger RNA, 2087 nt
Organism: Notechis scutatus (mainland tiger snake)
Lineage: Eukaryota; Metazoa; Chordata; Lepidosauria; Squamata; Elapidae
Product: mitochondrial peptide methionine sulfoxide reductase-like
Biological process (GO): cellular response to oxidative stress
Cellular component (GO): cytoplasm
Molecular function (GO): peptide-methionine (S)-S-oxide reductase activity
Source: RefSeq, a predicted model, not a curated record
CCCAGCUGAUCCCGCGCCGCCCGCUGGCUCAGCCAAGGGGCGACCGGGUCACCCGUGGACGGUGGGCGGCUUCUUCCAGGGGGUUCUGGCGCGCCGCCGCGAUGCCGGGGAGCAUGCAGAUGCCGAGCCGGGACGAGGCUCUGCCGGGCAGACGUGAAGCCCUCGUAGUGCAAGCUGUCCAUGCCGUCAACAACAAUCCGACAUAUCCCCCAUUUCCCGAAGGAAUGCAAGUGGCAAUAUUUGGCAUGGGAUGUUUCUGGGGAGCAGAAAAAAUGUUUUGGAAACUGCCAGGGGUCUUCUCCACACAGGUGGGAUUCUCAGGAGGCUUCACUGCCAAUCCUACCUACCAAGAAGUCUGCAGCGGAAUGACGGGACAUGCGGAGGUGGUCCGUGUAGUGUUUGACCCACAGAAGAUCAGCUAUGAAAAGCUCCUCCGAUUUUUCUGGGAGAAUCACGAUCCAACCCAAGGAAUGAAGCAGUAUGAAGACUUUGGCACACAGUAUCGCUCGGCCAUCUACACAAUCGGAGCAGAACAACUGGAAUCUGCUUUAAGAUCCAAGGCAAUGUAUGAACAGGAGCUGGCUAAGAAGCAACUGGGGCCAAUAACGACGGAGAUCUGGGAGGCUGGCGAAUUCUACUACGCCGAAGAUUACCACCAGCAAUAUCUGCACAAAAACCCGGAUGGCUUUUGCGGCCUGCAAGGCACCGGCGUGGCCUGCCCCAUAGGCAAAUAAGAGCUCCCCAAUGGGAGUAUCCUUGGGAGCCACGGUAAUCAUAACCCUUGAACAGUUACCAUGGCAACCGGCGGCCUAGCAUUUUCGUAAUUCAACUGUGAUUUAGCAACGGGGCGGGGGGUGGGGGGGCUUUGUUCCUUUCUUUUAUGUCUUGUAGGUCCUGGUUAAGGUUUGGGGAUCAGGGCAAAAAAUGGGCAGCCUGCUGGAUGAAUUUUAUGAAUGUUACUGCUUUGUGUGGGAGGGUGUUAGAUAUAAUUUCCAUCCAAGGCAGAUGUUUGGGAUCACCUGACAAGGUGCUGACAAAUACACAUGCCUUUAUCCCUUUCCUUGUUUCUCUUACCAUCCCCAAGAAAGCGGAUAGAGCCAGCUCUGACUCCUCCAUCUUCGCAGUGGAUUUGGUUAUCUAGCACGAGUAGUCCUCAACUUACAACUGCACUUGGGACCAGAAUAUCCAUUGCUUAAGCAAGACAGUUGCUAAAUGAAGCAUGCCUGAUUUUACGAUCUUUUGCCAUGGUUGUUAAGCGAAACACUACAAUUAACUGAACCAUGCAGUCGUUAAGAGAAUCAAGCUUCUCCCAUUGACUUAGCUUGUUGGAAGCUGGAUGAAAAGGUCACAAAUGCAGGUUUCCAUGAAGGUCCCAUCACCCGACCGUGGGACACUGCAACCAUCUUAUUAUCUACCUGUCAGUUGCCAAGCUUUUGAUCUCGUGACCAUAGGGAUGCUGCAAGAGUCGUAAAUACAAACACUAAUUAUAAGUCACCUUUUCAGUGCCUUUGUAAUUUUAGCUGUCCACUAAACGAAUGGUUGUAAGUCAAGGACUAUUGUGUUAGUCCAAACCCACUUCCCUAUCUUGCCCUCUCUUGGGGGCUUAGAGGAAGAAAACUCUGCAGACAAGAACUUCGCUCUUUUGAUCUCGCGAAGGACCGGCGCUUGCGAUGAAAAUCUAGCUUUCACUCUACCCUGAAUCUACCUCAGCCCAUUGGAUCUUUUGAUACUCAAUUCCUCCACGAGGUGCUUAAGGGCUGAACAGAUCUGCAGCACCCCUUUUGGCAUGAGAUAAUUUCCCCACCUCUCUUCAUUUUUUUUUUUACAAAAUGCAUUUGAAUGUCAUUUCUCUUUUUAGUUGCAUUCGCUUGCCUUUCAGGUAAUGAGAUGUUUUGUGUCCCACAAGAGCCAAUUCUUUUGGACAACAGACAAUUGUAAAGGGUUGGCAAUUCUCUGGGGGAAAGCCCUCCUUUGGUGGAGCCUCUCAUUUAAAAUGUAUACACUAUUUAUCACAGUAAAUAUCCAGUAUCAAAUUACUUGCAAGGCCAAUUCAGUUCUUUGGGAGGUUUUUUUAACAUUUAUUUAAG